AUGCAUCAGCCCGGCGCAUUCGUUCAGGGGAAAAAAAGAGGAGAAGCCACUGGGACUAUACUACAACAUGGAACACAUGAUGAGCCGACAGCCAAUGAUAUACGCAAGCACAUUUCGGCAGCGCUUUGGAUCCCUAGACCCGGAGAAUCUGCAGCAGCAGGGCAGGAUGCGAGUAGCAGAAUCUGCAAAGUGCCUGAGAAUAAGAAGCUGUUAAAGCGGGACUUAGAGCUGCUGUGGCGGCCGCAACCGCUGUCGAAGCUAUCCAACCGCAUAUCAGCGUCAAUGGGUUGGGACUACGAUGCAGUGCAUGUGCGGCGCGGGGACAAGGUCACGCCGUCCAGCCGCAAAUACUGGCCCAAUCUCGACCGCGACACACGGCCGAAGGCCCUCUUAGAGACUCUCCCGCGCUUCAUAAAGCCUGGGCGGCACGUGUACAUAGCGUCGAACGAGCGCACGCCGGGCUUCUUCAGCCCGCUCGCCUCGCUCUACAAGAUCCACGUGCUCUCCGACUACCGCCACCUCUGGGGGCGGGGGAGCAAGUUCCACAGGGACCUUAAAGCCCUCCUCCGGACCCUGAACCUGACUACAGUGAAGCCGGAGUUGGAUGCUUAUAUGGAGUGGACUGUGGAGUUAUCUGUGCUGGGUAAUGCUAAGAAGAGAGUGGAAACGUUCAAUGACCUCACCAGCGAUAGCAAGAAUGCAAUGAUACGGAAUAACAAGUCUCAAGCCAGUUAA
This is a messenger RNA of Closterium sp. Yama58-4, 735 nucleotides long. Lineage: Eukaryota; Viridiplantae; Streptophyta; Zygnematophyceae; Desmidiales; Closteriaceae. The record is from the annotation of a GenBank genome assembly.